Messenger RNA from Mesocricetus auratus (golden hamster), 1348 nucleotides. RefSeq names its product formin-like protein 5. The record is from RefSeq and is a predicted model, not a curated record. The coding region runs from base 1 to 552 and encodes 183 amino acids. Lineage: Eukaryota; Metazoa; Chordata; Mammalia; Rodentia; Cricetidae. The transcript has 3 exons.
AUGGCGACUCUGGGGUGGCCCCCCAGUUGCAGGCUCUCCGCACCCGCCUCGCCUCCCAAGCCCGGGCCGCGCGCUGCUGCCCGCCCCCCUGGCUCCCGGGGCGCCCCCCGCGCGCCCCCGCGCGCCCCGCCCGCCCCGCGGCCGCCCCACCCCACCCCCGGCGCGCGCGAGCGCGAGCGCGCGCUCCCCGGGAUUGCUGCGCCGUCUGCGCGCCGCCACCUGCUCCGAGGUCGGUCCCGCCCCGCUGUGCCGAGUCGGCACCUCCCGGGACCUCGGGCCGCCUGGCGGCCUCCGGAUCCUUGCUUGGGUCGCUCGGCUCGCUGCUGCCCACGGGUGCCAGCAGCAUCCUCCCUCCGCCGACUGUGUGCGCGGUCCCUCAGGCCACACUCGCAGACUUUUCCGAGUCUUGUGAAGCUGGUGCCUACUACUGUAGUCCCUGCCGAUCGCGAAGAUUCGUUUCACUCCCCCACCGGGCAGAUGAAGAACCAGCGCUCCCAGUCUGCCCGGCUCCAGAACACGCCUCUCUUCCAGGGAGGUGCUCCCUGGGCCUAGACUUCCUCCUCUUCUCUGCACCCGGCUCUCCCCGUCUUUCACUCCCAAACUCGGUGGCACCCUCCGCAACUUCAGUGAGUACUUAAUGGACACCCGCGUUAAAGGCUAGCCUCCCCCAGCUCCUCUGUGCACCCCCAAGCACCCACAGUGGCGCUCCAGACUAUCAGGGUCCUCAGGGAGAUGACACUGUUUAUUACACCCUUCCCCGGAGGAACUUCUGCAUUCUGAGGACGCUAACCUGCUCUCCGCCCAGUGUGCUCGCUAUGCCCCCCCACCCCCAAGACUGCCACUUCUUGAUUACGGGAAUCAGGUUAUGGACUGGGUUUUGCGAUUAAAAGUCAGGCAAUGAUAAGUAACUGGCGGUUGACGUCAUUCGCUGCCGGCUGGUCCCGCAUCCCCCCAUGCGGAAUUCAUGCCUGACUUGAACUGGACACCCAAACCCAAGCGAUGCGGUUUCAGGGUACCGAAGUGCUGCCUUAGCUGUGGCCUUUGAUUUCCCUGUUAAGAUUUUCCGACUUUGGUGUCCUUACCCAGGUCACUUUGUAGUCGGGUCGGGUGUGGGUUUAAGGGACAGGCUUUUGUGUCUGGUACCCCUUGUUUUAACGCUGUAGUCACCGUCUAUUGCAGGAGAGAAAGCUCUUGGGCAAAUUACUUAAUUCUCUGGAUCAUGGUCUCUUUAUCUUUGAACUAACGAAUGCUCACCAGGCUCGUGACCCUGACGGACGAUGGAUGGACAAUGGAUCUGGGGUAACACCCUUUCUCUUUGUUUUCAUGGGAAAUACAGACUAUGAUGUUU